AUGCCCAGCCGUGCUCCGCACCUGCCCGGGGAGCGGCUUUUGUUAUCGGCAGGGCUGCGGGAGCGAUGUACGAGGGCCCCGCCGCCGCCUCCGUGCCGGGAGCAGCGCCCAGUGCCCGUGGCCCCCCUCACCCCCCAGCAGAUCGAGGAGACCCUGCAGUACUUCCUCCUGUGCGCUGAGCGGGUGGUCAGGAUCACAAAGACCUACCACGACAUCGAUGCCGUCACCAACCUGCUGGAUGAGAAAGAGCGGGACCUGGAGCUGGCGGCGCGCAUCGGGCAGUCCCUGCUGAAGCAGAACCGGAGCCUGACCGAGCGCAACGAGCUCCUGGAGGAGCAGCUGGAGUUGGCCAAAGAGGAGAUCGCGCAGCUGCGCCAUGAGGUCUCCAUGCGGGAUGACCUGCUCCACUUCUACACCACCACCACGGAGGAGAGCGAGCCCACCUCUGCCCCCUCCACGCCGCUGCGCCGGCAAGAGUCCUCGCUGUCCCUGCAGCAGUACUUCCAGUACGACACCUUGCAGCAGAAACUCAAGUGCCUGGAGGAGGAGAACCAGAAGCUUCGCAUGGAGGCCACCAACAUCGCAGCCGAGACCUGUCAGUACGAGGACCAGGAGCAGCAGCUGAUGAUCGACUGCGUGGAGCAGUUCUCUGAAGCAAGCCGUCGGGUCGUUUACCUCUCCGACGAGCUGGCCCGCAAGGCGGAGGACACGGCACGGCAGCAGGAGGAGAUCAGCCAGCUCCUGGCACAGGUUGUGGACCUGCAGCAGAAGUGCCGCACGUACGGCUCGGAGGUGGAGGAGCUCCAGCAGCACCUGGCCGUGGCGAAGGAGGUGCAGCAGCAGCUCCGGACGGAGGUGAGCCCAGGGAGGGCCUGGCCAUGGGUGCUCCGGAGCUAUCUGCGUGUCUUUGAGACGGUGAAAGCGGUGAACCAGGUGGCCAAAGCCAAGUCUUGCUCCGAGUCUCCCCACAACAUGCCGGGCUCCAAGCAGUUGUCAGCCGCCCCCUCCGGCGGGGCCAGCACCCCCCACACCAGCUGCUCCGGCUCGGAGGGCACCCACAGGGGCAAGGGGGCCGGAGAGGAGCCCCGGGCCGCCCCGGGCCGGCAGGACCUGGAGGCGGCAGUGCAGCGGCUGUCGGUGCGGCAGCAGAGCCAUGCCUCGGAGGAGCGCUCCUUCUUCGAGGCAGAGCGGGAGCACAAGUUGUGGCGGCUGAGGGAGGGGGAGAGCUCCAGCGGUUUCCUCACCCCCAACGAGAGCAUCAUCUCUACCGGGACCAACUGCUCCGGGGGCUCGGAGCUCACCGCUGGCUCUGGCUUCUCCCUCGGCUCCCUCACCUACCUGCCCGACAAGCUGCAGAUCGUGAAGCCCCUGGAAGGCUCUGUGACGCUCCACCACUGGCAGCAGCUGGCGCGGCCCAACCUGGGUGGGAUCCUAGUGCCCCGUCCCGGGGUGCUCACCAAAGACUUCAGGCAGCUGGACAUCGACCUGGAGGAGGUCUACAGCCUCAACGACCUAGAGGAGGAUGACGUGGACGCCAGCUCCUUCCAGCUGCUCCCUACCUCAAUGCCUGCCAAAGCCAAGGAGCGCCCCGGGGUGUUCCUCUCUGUUAACAACCUCCCCCAGACCCCGUCUACCUUCACCAUCACCACCUGCCGCUCUCUCUUCCCCUCCAGUCUGUAUAACGCCGUCGUGCCUUCUUGUGGGCCCCUUGAGGGGCUGAGCCUCGGCAACCCCUCGCCGGAGCUGUCUUCCCCUGCGCUGAUGCCUGGCCCCGGACCCCCGAGCACCCCCGUGGGACUCGUCAGGCUCUUGCUCCUGCGGGGCAUCUCCGCCUCGGUGCCAGCGACUGGGUCGAGGUGGGCCCCCCCGCUCCCCUCCCAGGACCCCCAGCAUGCUGACAGCCGGCCCUUGCCUGCGGGCAGGGGGCAGGACAGACCCCCCCCCAGGAGCAGCAUCUUCAGCUUGAACUUGGUGGAGAAGCUGCGGCGCCUGGGGCUGGACAAGGUGGUGGCCAGAGGGGAGAUGUCCUAUGCCCGGGGCCAGCGCAGGGGAGCCUGGGGCGCGCUGACGUGA
Molecule: messenger RNA, 2073 nt
Organism: Nipponia nippon (crested ibis)
Lineage: Eukaryota; Metazoa; Chordata; Aves; Pelecaniformes; Threskiornithidae
Source: RefSeq, a predicted model, not a curated record